Messenger RNA from Puntigrus tetrazona (Sumatra barb), 2929 nucleotides. It is a transcript of the gene aldh3a1, whose product is annotated as aldehyde dehydrogenase 3 family, member A1. The coding region runs from base 169 to 1638 and encodes 489 amino acids. The transcript is spliced from 10 exons. Gene Ontology annotation, cellular component: cytoplasm. Gene Ontology annotation, biological process: aldehyde metabolic process. The record is from RefSeq and is a predicted model, not a curated record. Gene Ontology annotation, molecular function: aldehyde dehydrogenase (NAD+) activity. Lineage: Eukaryota; Metazoa; Chordata; Actinopteri; Cypriniformes; Cyprinidae.
UGAAGUUCUGUCUUAGGUGCACAUGUUUCCUGUAGGUUUCAGUCGCCUUCUGAUGAACAUAAACGCUGCCGUCACCUUCUGACCUCACCGCACCGGAACCGCGAAACGUCCCGCUAUUCUGAACCUUUACCAACCACUUUAUAAAAUACACAAUUCAGACCUGUAGAGAUGGAGAAGCAGGUUGUGGACGGGUUAAGAGAGGUCUUCCAGUCGGGCAGAUCCAGACCCCUGCAGUACAGAAAACAGCAGCUCAGAGCCCUGCUCCGCCUCAUCACUGAACGCCAAGCAGACAUCGAGCAAGCCUUAAAACAAGACCUCAACAGGAAUACAUAUAACACUUCGCUCUUUGAGCUGAUCGGCAUCGAGAAUGACAUCAAGUCGGCGGAGAGCAACAUGACAGACUGGGCAGCCGCUCAGCCUGUGAAGAAGAAUCUCAACAGCGCACUGGACGAUGUUUACAUAAAGCCUGAACCUUUGGGUGUUGUGCUGAUAAUUGGUACCUGGAACUACCCUUGGGCCCUGAUCCUGCAGCCCCUGGUUGGAGCUAUUGCAGCUGGCAAUGCGGCCGUGUUGAAACCAUCGGAGCUGAGUGAGCACUCCGCUAGACUUAUGAAAGAACUGCUUCCUCUAUAUCUGGAUAAGGAGAUGUAUCAAGUGGUAACAGGAGGGGUUCCAGAGACCCAGGAGCUGCUGAAGCAGCGUUUCGACCACAUCUUCUACACCGGGAGCAGCACAGUUGGGAAACUGGUGAUGGAAGCAGCAGCUCAUCAUCUCACACCGGUGACUUUAGAACUGGGAGGAAAAAGCCCCUGUUAUGUUGACAAGAACUGUGACAUUGCUGUGGCAUGCCGACGAAUAACUUGGGGGAAGUUUGCAAACUGUGGUCAGACAUGCAUCGCCCCUGACUACAUUCUGUGUGAUCCAAGCAUCCAGGACAGGAUAGUUGAAGAGAUUCAAAAAACACUACUGGAGUUCUACCAGAAAGACCCUAAAAACUCUCCAGAUUAUUGCCGAAUCAUUAAUACUCAUCACUUUGACAGAGUAUUGGCUCUAAUGAAUGAAUGCACUAUUGCUGUUGGAGGAGAGAGUGAUCGCUCACAGUGUUACAUAGCUCCUACGGUUCUGAAGGAUGUUUUACCCCAUUUCAAAAUCAUGCAAGAAGAAAUCUUUGGACCAUUGCUGCCAAUCAUCACAGUUAAUGGCUUGAGUGAGGCCAUAAAUUUUAUCAAUGCAAGGGAAAAUCCCUUGGCGCUCUACGUGUUUUCCUCAAAUAAAACGGUGAUUAAGCGAAUGUUAACUGAAACCACCAGUGGAGGGGUGACUGUUAAUGAUGUGUUGAUGCAUUAUACUGUGGAUACCUUACCUUUUGGAGGUGUAGGAAACAGUGGAAUGGGCAGAUAUCACGGGAGACACACGUUUGACCAGCUGAGUCACCAUCGUGCCUGUCUCAUCAAGUCUUUUGCUAUGGAGAGUUUGAAUGACGCACGUUACCCUCCGCUAACAGCAGCCCGGCUGCGCAAGGCUAAGUUUUUCAUGCAGCAUUGCUUGUGCAGCUGCAGUGGCUUGUGUGUGUGGGCCAUCAUUGCAACCCUGUUGGCGAUUGGUCUGCUUGUUGCCUUGAUAGUCGUGCUGAUAUAGAGAAAACAUUUUUACAGCUUGUUUUCUUGAUUCUGAUAUGUUUACACACUUUUCGUUUGAUUUGUGUUUGUAUUACCUUAUGUUUGCAUUCCUAAACCAGAUAUUUAAUCAGGGGAGGUUAUUCCACCCAAGAGCGUUUUAGGGGAAAAAAUGUAUUUUUAGGAAAAAUGUUUAUAUGGAAACAGGCUAUAUUAGAUAAUGCGUGUAUAUUUGAUUCUAAGUAAUGUUUUAUUACAUUUUUUCCAUAUUUAUGCAUUUUAGUUAUGGUUUUACACAAUUUGUUUAGAAAUAGCAUGCAGACUUCCUGUCACGGUUUGUCUGUUUGGUUAAUUAGUAUUCCCCAGCAGACUGCCUUUUGGAUCAAGCUUUGUGUAAUUACUGAAGACUUUCCAUUCCUCUAACAAUGCACGAUUGUUCAUAAUCAGCGUUCCUUCCCACUUGCACAGGAGACUUCAGUUCGUAGCAACAUUCUCCUCAGAAUAACUUUGUCUUAUAUAAAACACUUGAAUUACAUUUGUACAAAAGGAAAUAUUUUUUAGCAUUGUGAUAUGAAAGUGUUUAACGUGUAGAUUUUCUUUUUGUCAGUGUACUAAAACAUAUAUAUACUGUAAUCUCUUUAAAGCAUACUUUAAUCUUUACAAUUAAUAAGACAUGUUUAUGAAUUAUUCUACUUGUGUAGAGAAUUGAAGCUGUUGAAUUGGGCAAAAUCUGCAUAUUUAGAUCUUCUCAACAAGUCUGUUAUCCAGCUUAUCCUCUUUACGUGGAGGGGAGCUUUCAUCUUACAUUUAUGUUAACAAAUGUUUACUAAUUAUUAUUACUACUUCUUGUUAUCUAACAUGUGAUAUAAUAUUAGUACUGUCUAAUCUAAAACAAUGAUAAUCAAAUCUAUAUAUAUAUAUAAACUGUUAUAGCAUUUCAGUUUAUAUCAUGUAGAUGUGUUAUUAAUUAAUUAUCUAUUUUUGUAUUUAAUUAUUUAAUUUUAUAGUUAAAAGCUUCGUUAUAGUUGUUGAGAUUAUAUGCUUGAUCCGGCUUUAAAUUAUUAUCUAUAAUUGCUCUCAAUAUCCAGCAGAUGGCGCUCACUUAUAAUUUAACGUCUUAUAAAACAUGGACGUCUGCACCUUCAUCAGUAAGACGUCGGCCUAAUUAUAUAAAUACAAUAAAAAAUGUUUUCAUCGGUGAUUAUUAGUCCUGCUGCUGCUCCACGCACUUUCUCUUUAAAUAUAAUCAUAGUAAACUCGCUAUGGCGAAAUGUCAAACACUCCUCCUCAACCAAUAAAGUGGAUUACGAAAU